UGAAGGCAUGACAGUUUAUCACAAAUGUCCAGUGUCAGUUGUUACCUGACGUCAUUGAAAAUGCAUGAUUGAGGGAGCUUUUUAAGGUUUCUUCAGGAGAAUGGAUAUUAACUGCGUUAUUUGGUUUAUCUCUGGACUUGCUCUGUCAUCAAAUCUCAGGGUUCUCGAUUGGCCACCCCUGAACUGCACACAAAAGAAUCUUCAGUGCAGCGUCCAAAUCAAUAACUGUUCAGAUGAGGGCUGGAUCUCCCCCAGGAUCAAGGCCCCCGUUGGUCCCAACUGGACCCCAGGCUCAGAGCAGCACGUGGUGGGUGUGAGAGGGGACCUAAAUGGUGAUCUACUGCCUGUCAUCACUGUGAGCUGGAGCCAAGGCGAAAACAUGGCUAUAUCCGCCAUCCGCGGGACUGAGGUUCACUUCCUCGAGGAGACCAGCAAUCACAACAUAUGUGUCCGAUACAUCUUCCACAGCAUAAUCAAACAAAAUUCCUUCAUCAUGAAUAACUGGAGCCUUUGGACCUUCUCAUCAGACAGAGCUGUGGUGGAACCUGGACACACAUAUUUAGUGUCUGUCUAUAACUUACCCAAACCAGAUGUGGGAAGUUACAGGAUCGCAAAAAGCAUUAAAAUCCCAGGAUGUUAUGACAGAAGAAUACAAGACGCCAAAGUGUGUUUGGAAAAUGGUAGCCUCUGGGACCCCCAGCUGACCUGGAACAUAUCUGUGGAAGGAGGCAGUAUGAUGAUCCUUACAGUGGGUUUUAACACAUCAGAGUUCUCUGAGGAGUACAGCAUAUCCAUCCAGAAUCCCAUUCACUCACAGUCUGUCAGGAGGGAAAAUAGAACAUUAUUGAAUGUAACAUUUCAACUGGAUGUGUGGCAGCUGCCUCCAUGUAAAAUACUUGUUGUGAUUCAGCCAUUUUUCAUAAGAUGCAACAAAAACUGUUCGAAUCACCAGAAAAUAUUAAAUUACUGCUUGUACUAUCGCAGGCCACCAGCCUACAGUCGAAUUUUCAUGGUAAAAGUAUCAGUGGGAGUGAUUGCGUUAUCUGGUUUGCUUGCUUAUCUGCUGAAAAGAACAUUCCCUACUGACUCUGAAAACCACCUCUCACCCACACACAAUGAGGAGCUGGAGCGCAACCAAGUUGAAAAGAGAAGAAAGGUCCUUGUCAUCUACUCUCGGGACCAUCCUCUGUACACACACGUCGUCCUGAAGCUCUGUGCCUUCCUCAUGGCCAAGUGUGGCACUGAGGUGGUCCUGGACCUGCUCGACACCACCACGCUGGGCAUAGUGGGCACUGUUCAGUGGCUGGACUGGCAGAGGGAACAGAUCGAAAAGUCGUCAGAUAAAAUCUUGAUUCUGUGCUCGCGGGGGGUGAGGGCAAAGUGGAUGGCCAUGUGCGAUGCCGCAGAGGCCCCGGUGGCUCUGAGGGAGGACAUGCGCUCUGUCACAGGGGACAUGCUCACCCCAGCCCUCAGCCUUCUGGUCCCGGCCUUCGUGAGGUCCGGGACGUUCCGGAACUACGUGGUGGCUUAUUUCGAGGACGUGUGCUCCGAGGAGGAUGUUCCGUCUCCGUUUAACAUCACUGUGAGGUACAGUAUUGUCGAAGGGAGGAAGGGAGGCCCGUCCGUCUGACAUCGCUCAUUCCUGUUCCUGAUCCCCCUUCGCAGGUACAAGCUGAUGAAGCACUUCGAGGAGCUCUUCUUCAGGCUCCUGGAUAAGGAGAAGUAUGAGCCCG
Molecule: messenger RNA, 1733 nt
Organism: Esox lucius (northern pike)
Lineage: Eukaryota; Metazoa; Chordata; Actinopteri; Esociformes; Esocidae
Product: interleukin-17 receptor A
Exons: 12
Coding region: 101-1630 (509 amino acids)
Molecular function (GO): interleukin-17 receptor activity
Source: RefSeq, a predicted model, not a curated record